GGGUAUCAUCAUUUCUAUUCAUCUAGGAUACAAUCUGAAGUCUAACCGUACUCUAACUCUAAUUUCUUGCACCAAUACACCAGAGAGAGUGAUGAAUGAAACCAAAUCAAUUCAGAUUUUCGUCACCAUAGUUCCAUAAGGCAAAAAUGAAUUUUAAAAUUUAUUUUUCAAGAAAUUAAGUAUAUUAAGUUUUAUUAACGCACUAAAAUAAGGGAUUACCCAACCAGUAGGUUACUAGUUACUACUAGUUAUAUUUAUUUCCCUCAAUUUCUAUUCUCAAAUUUAAAUGUAGGUUCUUCAGUAAAGCAAGGGAGACUACAGACUAUUGGUGCCAUAACGUAUCGCACGGCCACCUUCUUGGUUGCUACUACCCGUGAACUUUUAUAAUUGUCACUAAACCUUACCUGACUGAACCCUAAAUGUAUCCCUAAACCUAACCUGAACCCUAAUGGUAUUCCUAAUAACACCAAUUCUCUGCAUUUGUAUUGGAAAUGGGUGUUGUGUUGGUGCAGAAGAAUCCAAGAUUUUAAUGUUUUGGGGGGUUUGGGCUUUUCCAUUAACAAAAGGACAAUCUUGUCAUAACUUCUGGUAUCCUUACACAUGUUUACAUUAGGGGACAUCUUGAUCUACAUUCCAUCGUACUGUUUUGCAUUGUUUGGUCAACCUUAGUGACCUUAGUUUUAGAAAUUCAUAGGUGUCUAUUAGGCAGCUUUCCAUCAAAAAAUUUUAAUGAAAUUUUAAGAUCAUGUCAUUCAUAUUAAAUUCUGAAAAACAUUAUAUAUUGAUGUAUAUGUGUGCCUAUUCUCAUUGAUGUAGGUCUUGUCCAACAUUCGCUAUGCUUACCCAAAUAACCUGCAUUACCAUAAGGUUUGCUCAGCCUAAUUUCAACAUGGGAUGGGUUACAUCCCGUUUUUAAUGGCGAAAAAUGCCAAUACUUAGGAAAUAUUUACUUAUUACCACUAUUUACAUCAAAAUAUUUGAUAAAUUAUGUUUUAGAAUGAACUUAAAUGUUAUUGAAAUAAUAAUAUUUUAGUUUAAGAAACCCCGUAGAGUCCAUAUUACCAAUGAUCAAAAUUUGCAGUGUGCAAAAUGCCUUGGGAAGCUAUUCAGUGUCAAUUAUACCAUACAAUCUCAGAGUUUUCAUUCAUAAAAGUUUGCUGUGUGCAAAAAUAAUUAAACCAUUGAUCAGGGAAAGCUUAAAAUAAUUAGUCAUGUGCUAAAGUUGAAAGCUGAAAAUAAGUAAUCCCCAAACAGUAUUUUAGUAAUAAAGGGAUGCAUUGCCAUAUAUAGACUAUAGCAUAUACCGGUAUAAUGGAUACCGUAGAUUUGGUAAAUAGAAAAGCCAUAUAUUAAUACAUUAUAUUAAAUAUACUUAUAUGCAUAGUCCAUUGCUAGAUAAGCUAGAAUUUAUCUAUAAUUGUAUAAAAUUAUUAAAAUAAUUUUUGAUUUAACAUUAGUUCUGAAAAUAAAAGUCAUAUAAAAUAAUAAUUACAACGAGUGAUAUAGCUCUUGAUGCGAACAGCAGAAUUGGGUCACAAGUAUGUGGAGAUGCGGUCCAUGUUUAAAAAAGGCAAAUGAAGUCUUACUUUAAAACUUCGUAACGUUAAAACUACGGUACAACAGCUAAAAUAUUAUUUUAGUGUUAUAAUUCUGUAAAAAGUUAGUUCUAUUCAUCUAUGCCAUUGGUUUAUUUUUUUUUUUUAUAUUUUUUUUUAUCAAAGUACCUUGUUAAAUAUCAUAUAAAAAAAUCAGUACAUAAUUUUUGUUUAAAGUAAAGAAUCAGUAUGCUACCCCAAUAAUGUAAAGCGCACAUCUGGUUUUGAGCAAUCCAACUUUCAUUUCUAAAAAUGACAUCGACUGCUUCCUGCUCUGAACAUUGCCUACAUUGACUUCAAGAGCAUACUUUUUUUCUUUAAAAAAAAAAAAAUUUACAUGUAGGCCUAUCUCUUAUAAGUUAUCUCUUGCUUAUUAUUGUAUUGUCUGCUGAAGAAUGCGUCUAGCUGAAAGUUAUGAUGAAUUAUAUUUUAUUUGCAAGCCUAAUUAUAUCUUGUUUCAAUAGUUAUUCACAAAGUCUCCAUAACUUUUUUUUAAGUCCUACUAACAAUUUUCUGUUUUGCUGGUGUAAUGACAUACACUAUCUGAUCUGAUAGUAAGUUGUUUAAGGAUAGGCUAUAAAUAACUACCAAACUUUUGUUUUUUCUUUUUAGUAGUAACAUUUUAAGUUACAUUUUUCAUUUUGUUUUAUUUACAUUUUUGACCACAAACGUAAACACCAACUUUUAGAAGCUUUGACAUUUUGAAUUCUUUAAAAAUAAAUUAAUAAAGUUUAAGUUACUAUGUUUAAAUUUUAAAUCCUGUUAUCACUGUUUUCAACCAUUCUGGCUGUUUGUUGAGAAAGGCCUACAAUUCUACAUGGAAUAUCAAAAGAUACUGUGUAGCCAUACACCAUAUUGUAGAACAAGUUUUUUGGUCAUUUUUUUAAUGCGCAGAGAGGUUUCAAGGUACCUAACUUGACCAUCACUGUGAAUCACUGCCUGUUGCUUUUGGUUUUGAUAUGUUUGAAGGACCAAUUAUUGUUCAUAGGGAAACAUCAAGAUGAGUCUAAGUCUAGUCAAAAACUUAAAACUCUUUAUAAUUGAUUUGCGAGUUCAUGAAUAUAAUGCAGACAUUGUAGUGAAACGUUAGGAAAAAUUCAACUUUGUCAUCACCUAUGACUAUGCCGACCAAUUUAAACUUGUCAGUGCACUAAAUUAAGGGAUUACCUUUAAAUCUUGGUGAUCCAAAAUCCAAAAAAAUCUUUUACUCUAUGUUGUUUUUCUUAAGUGGUUCAGGUUUUCCCCCUACAUGUGAAUCUAAAAGUGAUCAGUUACUGUUUUAUGUUUAUCAUUGAUUCAACUAAAGUUAAAUGCCGUCGGCCGCAUAUGGACACAUUAAAUUAAAAAUAUUCAGCCUUACCAUUUAUACUUAAAGGGUUCUUAUGUGUAAGUCUAAGACUAAAUGCUAACUAAAAUAAUUCUUUAUAUUUCACGAAUCAAAGCUGGUAUUAUGAUCGUUACACAUUUAAAUACUAACUUUAAAGUAAUAAUAAUGGCUUUUACUUUUUGUACCAUGUCUCUAUAGUCGGACUGCAGAGAGUUAAAGUGUUCUUAUGUGUAAGUUUAAGACUUAAUGCUAUUUACAAUGUAUCUUUAAAUAUCAUGGAUCAAAGCGGGCAUCAUGGUCAUUUCACAUUUAAAUACUAACUUUAAACUAAUAAUAAUGGCUUUUACUUAUACACAGAGUAAAAGAGCUAUUGCACUAAAUUAAUUUCAACCAAAACAGAGGUUGUUGGAAAUUUAAAGUUUAAUAAAAUAAAAUAUAUCAAUAAAAAUUAUAAUAAUAAUUGAUUAUUUUGCAUUGUACCUUUUUUCUUCGUCUUCUUUGCCUUUUCAAUUCCAAGUGUAUAUUAAUAAUUUAUUUCCAAGCCUUCCUAUCUUUAGCUAUCCUCUCUAACUCUCUCCAAGUCUUUGCAGACAUUGUCAUUUAUAUCUUUUUUAUUGACAUAUCUUCUCCAGUUUUUUUCAUGGGUCUUCCUGGUUUUUUUAUCCAUGAGGGGUCCAUACCACUGCUUGUCUUGCUAUACGUGGCAUGCAUUUUCUAAUGGUAUGACCCAGCCAUAUAACCCUUAUUUUCUGGAUUUCUUUCCCAUGGGAUUUGUGCUGUCAUUUUGUUAUGCUUGGAAUUUUGAGGAACCACUUGAUGUUUAGGCAUUUCCGCAAGCAACUAUUCACAAAGGUUUGCAGUCUUUUCCAAUCUUUCUAGGUUGAUCUCCAAUUUUCUGACUCAUAAAGUAGAACAUGCUUAACAUCUGAGUUAAAAAUUUAAUUUUUUGUCUUUCUCCUUAUUUGCCCGAUGUUCCAAAUAUUUUGAAUUCAGCUAACGGCUGCUCUUGGCUUUUGUAUUCUUGCCUUGAUAUCUUCCCCCGAUCCCCAAAUCCUUACUAACUGUUAAAAUACUCUAGUCGAGCACCUUCAAGUAUUUUCUGGCACAACUUCAGUUUAGUUUUCAUUUAUUGCAAGUCCAAUCUGUCAGGAAAUGGAAUCAAAGCCUUGCAAUUUUGUAUUGUAUUUAUUUAUGUUUAUUGCGAGUGCAAUCUGUCAGGAAAUGGAAUCAAUCCUUGCAGUUUUGUACUGUAUUUAUUUAUGUUUAUUGCAAGUCCAAUCUGUCAGGAAAUGGAAUCGAGCUUUGCAUUUGCAGUGUUGUAUUGUAUUUAUUUAUGUUUAUUGGAAGUCCAAUCUGUCAGGAGAUGGAAUCAAGCUUUGCAGUUUUAUAUUGUACCAGUAUUUAUUUAUGUUUGUUUUUUUUUGACAAUUAGUUAUUAAUCGGCAUACCAAGAAUGCUCUUUAGUUGUUAAAUCUAGGCUAAACAUAGAUGGUUUUUACCAACUAUCUGAUGAUUUUAUGAAUUUGAUCCAAUAUAUACUAAUUCAGUUAGGCCUAUGUGAAACUCUUAAAUGUUACUUUCCUUCCCUCAUGCCUUCUCACCUUCUAAAUUAUCUAUUUUAUUUCCUUUUUGUGAAGUGUCAAUAGUGUAACUAUUUUGUAACAAAUUAUCAAAUACAUCAGAUACCAAACAGCAUUUCUCUUUUUACCAGACCUUUUAGUUUUAAGGCCUUGAGUCAAUAGCAUGUGACACAUUGAACUCUACUAAAUAUCUAAUGAUUUUAUUUAUUUAUUUCAUACAAUUACAGAUUUAAAUCUCUCAACUGUGAUAUUUUAAAAGAUAUAUAAUUAAGGUUCAUAUAUCCCACGCCACAUUAUUCUUUUUAAGAGCUUUAAUUAUUUUAAAAUUUACGUUUCUAAUAAAACUAUUUAUAUUUCAGGAAAAUUGAGAACAUACUACAAGUACAAGCCCUACAAAAUAAUGAAAGUUAGCAUCAUUUAAAUAAGAGAUCCAAAUGAUUUCAGUUCUAGCUCUACAAGAUCAUUGAGUUUCCAUUAUUUUUUCAUCAGGCCUUAUCAUGGCACAACCUGAUUCCAAUUGGGAUCUACACAUUUUAAAAAACGAUGUAGAUGUUAAGCAAGAGAUGGAGAAUGAUGAUACUGACUAUCAUAAAAAAUUAAAUGCGAUUAUGGAAAAGGAGGCUAAAAUGGUAUUGAAAAAAAAUAAUUCCUUAGAGGAAAAUUCUGGUGUCAUGCUUAGUUAUAAUAAAGAUUCAUGCAAAAUCCAUAGCAUGAAUACAAGUUUUCCAGCCUGCUUAGUGGACUCUUCAGUUGGAUCUGAAAAUUGUGAAAUGCAGAAAAAAGUUGUGUCUUCACUCCAUUCAUACAAUAAAACAAACAAGAAUAGAAAUAAUAAAAAUAUUCACCAAUUGGUUCACGCUUCAGAGAAACCAUUCAAAUGUGAUCUUUGCUCAAAAGUGUUUAAACAAAGGCAAAAUGUAAUUUUACACCUAAGAGUGCACACUGGAGAGAAACCAUUUAAAUGUGACUUGUGCUCUGCAGGUUUUUCACAAAAGUCCCAUUUAGGUAUACACC
Molecule: messenger RNA, 5516 nt
Organism: Lymnaea stagnalis (great pond snail)
Lineage: Eukaryota; Metazoa; Mollusca; Gastropoda; Lymnaeidae
Source: the annotation of a GenBank genome assembly